Messenger RNA from Culex pipiens pallens (northern house mosquito), 995 nucleotides. Its product is annotated as larval cuticle protein A2B-like. NCBI's taxonomy places the organism in Eukaryota, Metazoa, Arthropoda, Insecta, Diptera, Culicidae. The record is from RefSeq and is a predicted model, not a curated record. Gene Ontology annotation, cellular component: extracellular matrix. Bases 299 to 787 code for a protein of 162 amino acids. The transcript is spliced from 3 exons.
AGUGAAAUAUAAUGUAUAACUGGUACCUCCCAGGAGCGCAAUGACAUAGGUAUAACCACCUAACGCAGCUCGCAGCAACUUUCACUAAGCUCGAACAGCUGUGCUUUGAGUACGUGUAGGUGACUUUGAAAAAGAUAAACUUUGUUCUCACUCUCGCAUCCUAGUAAUGGUCGGAAAAUUCUUCACUAUAUACCGUGCGAACAGAAUUUGUGGAUCAAGUAUAAAUAAGAGGUUCCCGUUCUGAAAAUGUAUCACAAUCAGUUCAGCAUCGUGACCAACUCCACAUUCGGAUUACAAAAUGGCAUUCAAAUUUGCAGUUUUCGCCGCCAUCGUGGCCGUUGCCAACGCCGUCGCCAUCGGAUACCCAGCUGCUCACGUCGGAUACGGAGCUGCCUACCCGGCCAUUGCCAAGGUUGCCGCCCCAGUUUUGGCCAAGGCCGUCGAUGACUACGACCCCAACCCACAGUACAGCUACAGCUACCACAUUGCCGAUGCCCUGACCGGAGACAACAAGGAACAGCAGGAGUCCCGCUCCGGAGAUGUUGUGACCGGAUCUUACUCCCUGGUUGAGCCCGAUGGCACCCGUCGCGUCGUUGAGUACACCGCUGAUCCCGUCAACGGAUUCAACGCCGUUGUCCACCGUCAGCCACUCGGCGCUAAGGUUGUUGCCCCAGUUGCCAAGAUCGCCGCCCCUCUGGCCUACCCAGCCGUCGCCAAGGUCGGAUACCCAGGUGCCUACCCAGCUGCCUACCCCGCUGCCCAUCUGGGAUACCCAGCCCUCGGUUAAACAACCCAACCUCUAAUCGACCCCUGGAAAAUUCUCAGUUCUUCUCUAAAAACUUCUCAGCAAAGUCAUUAGUCUAUACUUUAUUUAUUUAUUCUACUUCUCUACGCUAUUCUACAACUUAUUUUUUCCUGCAUUUUGCAAAAAAAAACUUUCCUAUUACUUCUCCAACAGAGCAACGAAUGUGAGUCCUCUAGUUAUUCCAAGCUCA